Molecule: messenger RNA, 948 nt
Organism: Colletotrichum karsti
Lineage: Eukaryota; Fungi; Ascomycota; Sordariomycetes; Glomerellales; Glomerellaceae
Product: 50s ribosomal protein l4
Exons: 2
Coding region: 1-948 (315 amino acids)
Biological process (GO): translation
Cellular component (GO): ribosome
Molecular function (GO): structural constituent of ribosome
Source: RefSeq, a predicted model, not a curated record
AUGGCCGGCAAGGGAGUCAGGAGCCUCACCGAGGCCAUGAGGGGCCUGGCCGUCUCAUCGCAGACCUGCAGAGCGGCGAGACCAGCAUCAUUCCUCGGCUCAUCCAACUUUACGAGGUCAAUGGCCAGCGAGGCGCCAUUGUCCAAUAUCACCACUUCCGUCAACCAGAUUUGGACACCACCCACAACCGUCCCGGUCACGAUCCACGCCUUCCCGACCCUCGAGCCCCAAUCCCUCGAGUCCUACUCGACGAAGCACCUCUACCUCCCCCUCCGCCGCGACCUCCUCCACCUCGCCGUCGUCUACGAGGGCGACAGCACCCGCCAGGGCACGGCCAGCACCAAGACCCGCUGGGAGGUCCGAGGCUCGCACCGCAAGGUGCACCGCCAAAAGGGCACCGGCAAGGCCCGCGUGGGAACCAAGCAGUCGCCGAUCCGGCGCGGCGGAGGUGUCGCCCACGGCCCGAAGCCGCGCGACUUUUCGACCCGCCUGAACCGCAAGGUCUACGACGUGGCGUGGCGCACCGCGCUCAGCUACCGCUACCGCCGCGGCGAGCUCAUCGUCUGCGAGGACGGCAUGGAGCUGCCGCUGCCCCGCGUCGGGGGCUGGGGGUCCAUGGACAAGUUUCUGAAGGAGCAGUUCCGCCGCAAGUGGAUGAUGCAGGUCCUCGACGCGAACCAGUGGGGCAAGGACUUCGGCAAGACGCUGGUGAUCACGGCCGGCAAGAAUUACAGGCUGGAGACGACGAUGGCGACAGUGUACGACCAGGGAAGGCAUCUCGAGGUCGACGACGUGGAUGUUAAAGACCUGUUGGAGAUGGGGCGCGUGGUUGUUGAGCGGUCGGCGUUGAGGGAGAUGAUUGAGGCGCACCAGAGCGAUCUGGUCAGCAAGAUCUUCGUCAAUGGCCUCACGAGGAGGACCCCGACCAUUGGUGAGCCGAUAUUGUGA